Acaulospora colombiana is the source of this 1038-nucleotide messenger RNA. The record is from the annotation of a GenBank genome assembly. Lineage: Eukaryota; Fungi; Glomeromycota; Glomeromycetes; Diversisporales; Acaulosporaceae.
AUGUCACAAUGGGUGGCAACGCAAACCUCAGAUUCAAGCAGAGGGCCCACGGCUGCUGAACUUCUUAUGAACGUAAAAGAAUUGAUUGAUCAGCCCCAGUUUAGUGGGAAAGUACAAAGUCGAGUUCCGUUAGGCGAAGAAACCAAGCAGUACACAGAAAUAAUCAUCUCUCUGUCUGACAUGCUCAGUCAGUUCCCAAAGCCAAAUGUGCCCUCCAAUAAGAAGGAAAUGGACCUUGCUAUCUCGUUGGCCAGCCUUUCUUUGGAAGCCAUGGAACAAAUCAGCAAACGGAUGGAAGGUGUUCUAGUGGGCCAGGAGUCGAACCUAACAUCGAAGCUCCUGGGCUGUCUUGCAAUCGUGGAUGACUGGGAUCAGAAGCCAGAAGUUGAUCUCAAUAAGCUUCAAGAGUUGCGGCAACAUACUUCACAGGUGGUAGCGGCAAGUCUUAGUCAUCGCCUGGAAGAAUCAUUCGUAACAGAAAGAAACCUUGGCGACCCUUUUCAAGUUGUUGAAGAGUGCAUGCAGGAAAUCAUGACUACAAUACAUGUUCCUAACCUGAGUUGGAUAGAGAUCACACAACUAAACAUCUCAAACUACCCCGUCAAGUUGAUACCGUUUGAUUCCAGCUUAAACAAGAUCUCUUUAUCUACCUUGACCAUGACUUUCCAAGUCAUCAAAGGGGUUCCAUUCAUCUUCACAGAAAGGUUCUAUAAAACACACUUAAUGGCUAGUGAUCUUCUCGGCACCUUGACCAAGACAUCCGAUACCUCUAUUCGUUCUUCGAUUUCCCGUCUGCUUGGUGUCAUGCAAUCCUUGCUCCAAAUCUCGCGAAUGCAUGCCAAGCUCAUCCAGCCUUCUUUGAUGCGCCUCUUAACAUUGCGACUUCAUAUGGGGCCGGAUACGCCUUGGGCUGAUGUAGAUAAGCAAUUAUCGGACUUGUUGGUAUCAACUGUCGACAUCUCGAUUCUAGCCGAAAGUAAUGCCAAGGAAAUUGCCAUCUCCCUUAUUACUCAAUCCUCACCAACAUCAGAACUACAG